AUGGUAUCGGGAUUGCCUGUUGGUACUUUAGCAACAAGCCAAUGUUUCAAACGGAGCCGACCCCGGAGAGUUCAUACUCCACACGGAGUGCUGCUAGCUUUUGCUGCUCAACGGCAGACCAGAGGAAUUCGACGGAAUCGAGCUUUCGCUGUCAUGGUCAUUCAGUCCCCUAGCAGAUGGCGCUGGGGAAUGGAGAAUAGCGAAUGCACAGCCGUUCAUUGGAAAGUCAAACAAGAACAGAUGAUCUGGAAAGUAGUGGCGUCGCCUCUGUCAGUUGGGGAGUCUAGAGAUGACAUGGUUCCAUCCAUUGCGACACUACCGCAGUACAUUUCAAGUCAGAUUCAAGUUAAAAACGGACUGUGGGGUCUGCAGGUGCGCAUCAUGAGGCUCUUUCAGGUUUAG
Pochonia chlamydosporia 170 is the source of this 402-nucleotide messenger RNA. RefSeq lists its product as hypothetical. The coding region runs from base 1 to 402 and encodes 133 amino acids. The transcript has a single exon. Lineage: Eukaryota; Fungi; Ascomycota; Sordariomycetes; Hypocreales; Clavicipitaceae. The record is from RefSeq and is a predicted model, not a curated record.